AGUUUGACGUUUGUUAUCAAUUUAAUAUUAACCUCUUCCUCUGUCGUAUUGAAAGUGAAACACAUGGCUCAAUAUAUUUACAUAGAAUAUAUAUUUAGUUACGGUUACAUUGGAUAGGCAAAAUAGUAGCUUAACAUAAAAUAUACGCAUUCGUAGAGCAAAAAUUUAUUUAUCAAAUAUGAUAUCAAAAUAACCUAUAAUUGUUGUUUUGUUGUGAAAGUCUAUGUAAUUUUUAGCAAUAAAACGUUGCUAACCUUAGUAUUAGUUAAAAUACUAUACAAUGACUAAUCCUAAUGCUGGUGUUUGUAAUAUAAAAAAGGAAUACAUUAUUCAGAGACAAGAAAAGUAUGAUAAAACUCAAACCAACGAUGGAACAAAUAAACGUAAACUGAGUGAAAAUGAUGAAAUUGAAGCAAAAAGAUCUCGAAGUGAUAAAAAUGGUGAUCCGUCCAAUGAUAAGUGCAAAAUAAAAAGGAAGGGCCAAAACAAGGCGAGGCCAAAAACAUUCCAAGGCGAUAAGCAAAAUAAGCCAUGCCCUAGUAUAGUAAAUGUCACAACUAAAGAUGAUAUACAAACAUGUAACUUUACUAAUUGUAAAUAUAUUCAUAAUCCCAUUGAUUACUUAACAUCUAAACAACAAGAUAUAGGUGAAACAUGCCACUUAUUUAACACUCGAGGCAGAUGCCCAAGGGGAAUAACAUGUCGAUAUGGUGCUGGCCAUAUUACCAAAGAUGGUUUUAACUUAGUUGAUGAAAUGAAAUUCAGCUCAUGGAAAGAAGACACCAAAAACACUUUACAACCAUCUCUUCAAAUAAGUUUACAGAAAAGAAAAUAUGAUUUCUCUAUGGCUGAAAAGUUGGUUAAAUCUUUAGAUAAUAGAAAUAAACCUGAUGAAAAAGAUACUAAUACUGAUAAAUUGCAAAUUGAAAAUGAACUUAAUAAACAUAAAAUACACAAGUGUGGUGCAAUUAUUGACGAUGACUUAAUUAAAUUAUUACCACGGGAAACAAAAAAAAUUGACUGGAAAAAUAAACUGUAUCUUAGUCCACUUACAACUGUUGGCAACUUACCAUUUAGAAGAAUUUGCAAACAAUUUGGUGCUGAUGUUACAUGUGGUGAAAUGGCUUUAUGCGAAUCUUUAUUAAAAGGGCUUAAACAGGAGUGGGCCUUGGUAAAAAGACAUGAGUCAGAAGAUAUAUUUGGAGCACAAAUAUGUGGAAACAAUGCUUAUGGAAUUGCUAAAGUGGCACAAUUAUUGCAGGAAAAUACUCAUUUGGAUUUCAUUGAUUUAAAUCUCGGAUGUCCAAUAGAUUUAAUUUACAAGAAAGGUGGGGGCAGUGGUAUGAUGCAUAGAAUACCAGCUUUAGAGGCAUCAGUGAGAAGUGCCUCAAUGUUAUUAAAUAUACCUUUUACAAUUAAAAUGAGGACUGGAAUAUACCAGGACAAAAAAAUUGCACAUAAUAUUAUUCCCAAAGUAGUGGAUUGGGGGGCAUCACUAAUAACAUUACAUGGCAGAUCCAGAGAAGCAAGAUACACAAAAUCAGCAGACUGGGAAUAUAUUGAAAGCUGUGCAAAAAUAGCAGCUCCGUGCCCUGUUUUUGGUAAUGGUGAUAUUUUAAGCUAUGAUGAUUACAUUAAUAGAAGACAAAUAGCACCAACAGUUCAAGGAGUAAUGAUUGGUAGAGGUGCAUUAAUAAAGCCAUGGAUAUUUACAGAAAUAAAAGAGCAAAAAUUGUGGGAUAUAAGCAGCAAUGAAAGAUUUGAUAUAAUCAAGAAAUUCACAAAUUUUGGUUUGGAGCAUUGGGGUUCUGACACACAAGGCGUAGAAAAUACAAGGCGGUUUUUACUGGAGUGGCUUUCAUUUUUAUACCGCUACAUACCAGUUGGAUUAUUAGAGAGACCUCCACAAAAGAUUAAUGAAAGACCACCUAUGUACUUUGGUCGUAAUGAUUUAGAAACACUAAUGGCAUCAGGCAAUUGUGCUGACUGGAUAAAAAUAAGCGAAAUGCUACUAGGUCCAGUUCCUGAUGGAUUUCAGUUCUUACCUAAGCAUAAAGCUAAUUCAUAUCAAUGAAACUUUGUUUUUAUUAAUAAAUAUUUAUUACAUUUA
Molecule: messenger RNA, 2110 nt
Organism: Melitaea cinxia (Glanville fritillary)
Lineage: Eukaryota; Metazoa; Arthropoda; Insecta; Lepidoptera; Nymphalidae
Gene: Dus3
Product: tRNA-dihydrouridine(47) synthase [NAD(P)(+)]-like
Exons: 1
Coding region: 281-2074 (597 amino acids)
Biological process (GO): tRNA processing
Molecular function (GO): RNA binding; tRNA dihydrouridine synthase activity; metal ion binding
Source: RefSeq, a predicted model, not a curated record